CUGAGGAGAACUGCAGACAGCUGUGAUGGGCCCAAGCCUAAGAGACCCCUGUCUGUCCUGGGCCUCAUGGCUCCUAGGAGUCAUCGUUUUCCUCAAUUGAGAACCUGACCCUACAGGACAGUGGGCGAUACAAGGCAUACAGCAGGUUAAGUGAUGGACCAGAAGUUUUCCAAAUUUUCCACCUCAAGGUCUAUGAGCCUGUGUCCCCUCCACUGAUCCUAGUCAAGGCAUUGUCCAUUACACCAGGCUGGUGCAAUGUCACCCUGGAGUGCAGUGCCACAGGGGCCACAGAGGACCUGAAUGUGAUCUGGGAGAGCAAGAGCCUCCCCUGGGAGCUGGAGCAGAGAGGGACACCAGGUCCUGGACCCAAACCUUGGGCCCAGGCUGUGAGCCUGUCCCUGAGCGACGCCGACGCCAGCCUUACAUGUGUAGUCAGCAAUCCCGUGGACCAGAACAAUGCCACCUCAGACCUUGGUGACAUAUGCUUACGAGGUGCAGAACCACAGCAGGACCACAGGGUCGAUGACGAUGGCAUCUACUAUGUGCCGAUGAUGGACCAGGCAUCUCAUGAGAGCUACCGGUGAAUAACAUCUAAAGAAAAGAGGCUGCUCAAUGUUCUCUGCAGAGAGGUUUAUACUCCAGACCGGGCCUUCAAGAUGAUGAAUGUGGAGGAAACAGGAGACACCAGCCCCCCGGGUUACCUGCACCCUAAGCCUGAGCCUGCACUCGUCCACUUCCUCUGGCUUCAGUCAAGCUCGAGAUGCCCCUAGCAUGCAUCGUUCAGACCUAGUGCCUAUAACUUCUCCUGGCACCUCCCCAAGACACCCCCACACUCAGGAUCCUCAUGCCUAACAGUCAAGGUUCUUCCUCUGUCCUUGAUGUGACCCCUGAUCCCUCUCCUCCAGAAUCCGUCCCAAGGGAACCCCGCAUGAAACCCCCAACUCUGUUAACUGUGUGUCUCACUGAGAACACAGCCCUGUGAAGAGGUGUUGACUACUCAGAAAAGAGGGGACGGGAGCAGGCUCUGGAUGCUGAACUGGAGGUUUAUGGAGACAGCGUGAGUGAAUGGGAGUUGAGGCUUCCUUUGCAGACCUUGAGUAGGCUUCCCUUAGGGGGUCUCAGUCAGAGUGUGUUUUGGGGGUUUUACUGUGUGCCAAUCUCUCAUGGUAAAUUAUGGUGCAUCCAUGUCUAUUUGUGCACAUACAAAUACACUGUCGGUUCUGUUCCUAUGUACAAUUAAAUCUCAUCCACUCAUCCUU
Chinchilla lanigera (long-tailed chinchilla) is the source of this 1259-nucleotide messenger RNA. RefSeq names its product SLAM family member 9-like. The record is from RefSeq and is a predicted model, not a curated record. NCBI's taxonomy places the organism in Eukaryota, Metazoa, Chordata, Mammalia, Rodentia, Chinchillidae.